This is a messenger RNA of Boeremia exigua, 1353 nucleotides long. RefSeq lists its product as uncharacterized. NCBI's taxonomy places the organism in Eukaryota, Fungi, Ascomycota, Dothideomycetes, Pleosporales, Didymellaceae. The coding region runs from base 1 to 1176 and encodes 391 amino acids. The transcript is spliced from 2 exons. The record is from RefSeq and is a predicted model, not a curated record.
AUGGCCUACCAAGUUUCGUCCUCCCUUAGCUACCCAGCUUACACUUCAACUCCGGUCUACUAUCCAGACUACAGUUCGGAGACUUCGCCGUAUUCUUCGGUUGACACUCCAACCUAUACUCCAAUCUACACGCCUUCUGUGCCUAUUAGCAACCACAGCAGCGCUAUGCCUUCCACCACCACCACCUACGUCACUUCGGCGACGACUUUGACGUCCUAUAUCACUGCUCACCACAGCUCGGCCUACAGCGCCUACAGCUCCGGAUACAGCGCCUACAGUGCCUCUCCUGUCCCCCACAAGUGCGAUAAGGACAUCUUCGGCACCAUCCAGAAGCUUCCCCAGUCUGUCCAGACCUAUGUCUUCGAGGCCAUCGCCCACAGCAAGUGCAGCCCCUGCGAUUACGAGUGCAUCUGCAAGGACCUAGAGCACGAGGACGUUGCCGGAAAGGUUGGAAAGGGCUGCAGCAAGGAGGACUACGAGGCCUACAUCGCCUUCCAGAAGGAUGUCUGCUAUGCUCCCAAGCCGUACCCGACCCACAUCACCGAGUACACCACGUACACCACCACGACUGUGUGCCCCAUCACCACCGACGGCAAGACUACUACCACCACCAGUACCAUCACUGUUACGUCGUGCAAGGCCUACUGCACUCCUCCUCCUCCUCCUCCCGUCAACAACACCACGACCGUCACCUCUACCAGCCAAAUCACCUCCACCAUUCGCGUUACCGGCAGCUCUUCCGCUCCUCCUGCCCCCCCUGCCUCGUCUCCUGCACCCCCUCCUGUCUAUCCUCCUGCUGGUCCUCCCGCUGCUCCCCCGGCUGCUCCUCCCGCUGCUCCUCCGGCUGCUCCCCCGGCUGCUCCUCCGGCUGCUCCUCCUGCCGCACCUCCUGCCGCACCCCCGGCUGCUCCCCCGGCUGCUCCCCCGGCUGCUCCUCCUGCCGCUCCUCCUGCUGCACCUCCCGCCGCUCCUCCUGCUGCACCUCCCGCUGCCCCUCCUGCUGCUCCCCCGGCUGCUCCUCCCGCUGCUCCCCCCGCCUCGCCCCCAGUCUCACCCCCCACCACCCCCUCCUCGCCUGCCGUCCCCGACUACACCGGCGCUGCCGUCGCCAACGCGCCCGCCGUUCUCUUCGCGGGUGCCGUGGGCGUCAUGGGCUGGGUGUUCGCGGAGAUGUAAAGCGUUGUGUUGCGCGUGGACUUGGUGUGUUCCGACAAACAUAUAUUUCCUAUGUUCUAGGUUUCUUAUGUCUAGGUUUUCCUAUGUCUAGGUGGUCAUUGGGUUGGGACUGAUUAAUUUUAAUGCGUAAUUUGAGUAAUAGUAAUCUGUGUGCGGUGAGAAUAGAAGAAAAGUUUG